AUGCCUGCUGCCCGUCAAGAUCUCCAUCAUCCCAACGAGCUUGAGGCUGCAUUUGCUCUUCAAAAACACCCCAACGAAUCCGACGAUGAAGUCCUGUCUCUUCUCUCCUCCAAUUCAAACGACCACGAUGACAACGAAACUCUCUUGCCAGCCCAUCAUCGCAACCACUCAAUGUCAUCCGUAUUCUCUCUGGAAUCGAUCCCCAUGAUUCCCUUGUCUCAAUCCCACGUACAAGGCCCAGAGUUACAGAAAAAGGUGUCGUUUUGGAAUGGUCUUGGUUUUGUUAUUGGCUCCAUGAUUGGAAGUGGUCUUUUCAGCUCUCCAGGUCCUGUAUUGGAAGCAAUGGGCGCACCAGGAACAGCACUUGUCAUCUGGGCCAUAUCGGGUUUACUAGCAUUAUGUGGUGCACUUUGUUAUGCAGAAUUGGGUACCAUGCUUCCCAUGAAUGGUGGCGAAUCGGUUUAUCUCAGCCGAGCGUUUGGCAGCCUUAUAUCAUUUACUUUUGAAUUCGUAUGCAUCAUCGUACAAAGGCCAGGAGGAUUGGCCAUUGUAUGCACUGUAUUUGGCGAUUACGUCUCUCGGAUAGCCUAUCACACCUACUUUUUUCGCAUGCCACACGAUUCAGAUGAAGCCGUUGAGCUAGCUGAUGCCAUCAUCCCCGAUUACUUGCCCAAGCUAUUAGCCAUCAUCAGUCUCAUUGUUGUCAGCCUCAUCAAUGCUUUCUCAGUACGAGCCGGGAUCCGUGUACAGGAUGGACUUUCAGUUCUCAAGGUGUUGACAGCACUUGUCAUUUCGGUUGCAGGAAUGGUCAUUCUUAUUAAAGGCACUAUGGUUGGAAACAGUCUCCAAGGCGACCCAUUUGCAGGAUUUGAUUCACUUAGUUUUGGUCAAUACGCCCUUGCACUUUAUUCAGGGUUAUGGGCUUAUGAUGGUUGGAACAAUCUCAAUUAUAUAUCCGGUGAAAUGAAGCAACCGCAUCGUGACCUUCCUCGUGUCAUUGUUAUCGGCAUCCCAGUGGUCAUUGUUUGCUAUUUAUUCGCCAAUGUUGCCUACCUUGCUGUAUUACGACCUGAGGUUGUCAUGCAUACCAAUUCGGUUGCCAUGGAUUUUGGAAAGAAGCUUUUUGGUGCUGCUGGUGGAAUUUUACUUGCUGUGUGUGUAGCAUUAAGCUGCUUUGGGACAGCCAAUGCCACCGUGUUCACAGGCUCUCGAAUCAUUUACGUAUCAGCCAAACAAGGCCAUAUUCCCAGCUUCUUUGGACGACUUAGCGCAUCUAGACAGACGCCAAUGACAGCAAUUGCCUUACAGGCUGUGUUGACAGCCAUUAUGAUUCUUGUGGGUUCCUUCCGUGGGUUGGUUAAUUUUUAUUCUCUUUGUGCGUGGAUAUUUUACUUUUUGGCCGUUUUAUCAUUGCUCAUUUUCCGCUAUACAGAACCUGAUCUUAAAAGACCUUAUCGCGUAUGGUUGACAACACCCAUUCUUUUCUGUAUCGUGGCAUUAUUCUUGUGCACCAUGCCGUUCAUUGAAGCGCCCGUUGAGAGUGCCAUCUCAGCAGCAGCCAUAUUAUCAGCAUUCCCUGUGUGGCUCGUUCAAGUCAAGUAUCGUGAUGCUAUCGGCAGGAUAUGGACUGGUGUGAUAAAUCGGAUACGAGGACGACCCCAAGGAUAUCAAGGGAUGGAAUUAUCCGAAGCAGAUGACCUCUAG
This is a messenger RNA of Lichtheimia ornata, 1704 nucleotides long. RefSeq lists its product as uncharacterized. The transcript is spliced from 7 exons. Bases 1 to 1704 code for a protein of 567 amino acids. Gene Ontology annotation, biological process: amino acid transmembrane transport. Gene Ontology annotation, molecular function: L-amino acid transmembrane transporter activity. The record is from RefSeq and is a predicted model, not a curated record. NCBI's taxonomy places the organism in Eukaryota, Fungi, Mucoromycota, Mucoromycetes, Mucorales, Lichtheimiaceae. Gene Ontology annotation, cellular component: membrane.